Rana temporaria (common frog) is the source of this 2587-nucleotide messenger RNA. It is a transcript of the gene NDC1, whose product is annotated as NDC1 transmembrane nucleoporin. The transcript is spliced from 18 exons. Gene Ontology annotation, biological process: nuclear pore organization. Lineage: Eukaryota; Metazoa; Chordata; Amphibia; Anura; Ranidae. The coding region runs from base 129 to 2123 and encodes 664 amino acids. Gene Ontology annotation, molecular function: protein-macromolecule adaptor activity. The record is from RefSeq and is a predicted model, not a curated record. Gene Ontology annotation, cellular component: nuclear pore transmembrane ring.
ACAGGCACUGCGGCGGGCAGCUCUGUACAGGCCUAUGUUCCCGACAGGCAGCGCAGCGGGGCAGCCCCGGAAGGGUCCUUGUUCUGCCAUGCCGCGCUGAGGGUUUGAAUGGUGGAAGCGGCAGCGUCAUGACAGAGAUUGGAGAGAGACAGGUGUUAAAAUGGAGAGUGGCAACCAGUUUUGCCUGGUCAGUCAUAUUACUUCCUCUGAGCUGUAUAUCCUUCAUAGCUCUCAGCAGGCUCAACAUCUUUCACCCUAUACAGUGGCUCACAGAUGUACUGGGUGAUGUUUCCAGCAGUUCCACAUUCUUUUGUCUGCUUCUGCUGUCAUUGCUGCAGGGGGUCCAAUGUGCCUUCAAUGUGAAGUUUUACUCAGUGGUGCCUACCAUCCCUGGCUCCCGCCUCUCCUUGAUUGGCCAGAUUCUGCUGCCACAACAUGUGCUUCACUCAUUUGUUCAUUCUCUUAUGGGAGUGUUGGUGUUUUGGUCCUGCACUGUCCUCAGCCGAGGUCCAUACCAAAGUCUGGCUGUUCCCUGCAAUACUGAUCCCAGUGAUAAAGAUGGUGUACAGAAGAUGUGUUUGAAUGAGCGUUACCUCUUCCUUCUGCUUACUGGAGCUUUUAUGGGUUACAGUUACAGCUUGCUGUAUUUCAUACACAACAUGAACUACCUGUCUUUUCCUAUCAUGCAGCAAUUUAAAUAUGUGCAGUUCAGGCGUUUUCUGCCUUUACUACUGCACCACAGCUGUGUCCAGUCCCUGUACUUGGUUCGGAAUUGUACUGCUCUCUAUUAUUUCCUAGGUUAUAUUCCACGGACGUGGUUUCAAGGUAUUCUGAACUUGCACCUGGAUCAACAGUUGCCACCGCUUGAUUCUCUAUUUGGCCUCCUGGAUCUGUCAUUAUUUUACAAGAUUUGGUUAUGUGGUGCUUUCCUGCUUGUCACCUGGCACAUAGUCUGGUUACUAUUCCAGAUUCACACAACAGAAGACCGAAUGUUUCCUGUACAAAUAUCCUUUGUUGAAGAUGCGGAAAUGUGCCUUCCCAAUGCUUUAGGCUGCAACACUCCACUCUUAAAGUACCUGGCCUUUCAAGAUCUCGUGCUGCUUUCUCAGUAUUCCAAAAUUCGGAGACAGGAUGUGUUCAGCCUCAGCCAACCAGGAGGUCAUCCACACAACUGGAUCGCGAUCUCAACGGAGUGCCUGAGUGUUUUAAGCAAUCUCACCGCCAGACUGGUUGCUCACCAAGAAGCUGCUGCAAGUAACGGGCGUGUGAGGUUCCCAUCUUCCUCAGCAGAGUUGAGGAAGUCCUCCAGCAGCUCAGGCACAUCAUUGGAUGAAUCUAUUGACAAGGCUGGGAAGAUUGCUCCUGUCUCUCGAACACCCAUGUCUUCUCUUCUGAAGACCACAGCUUCUCUCAAAAGACCCUGGGACUCUAACAGUGCCUUUGCCUCCCCAGUGGUAGGUCAUAUUUCCGCUGCCCAGGACCAGAAUUCUCCAUGGCAUGGAUCAGUGCAAAGCCCCCACGUUAUUAGGAGAGGUGCAAAGCUUUGGACGUGUGGUACAGACUUGGAUAUCCAGAAAAGCGGCUCAGAAACAUCCUCUAUCUCCCGGAUGAGCCCAAGACCCGUCAGCAGCAGUGAAGGACCGAGCUUCUUCUUUGUUUGGUACCAAAACAGACAGGAGCAGAUCAAAAACUUCUUGUCAAAGCGAGUCUUGAUCAUGUAUCUUUUCAGCAAGCACCCAGAAGCCUCCAGUCAAGAAUUGUUUGCAGAUUCACAGAUUCAUAUCUGGGCUUUGGAAGGGUUGUCUCAUCUGGUAGCAGCCUCAUUCUCUGAAGAUCGGAUGGGAGUGGUACAGACAACAUUGUCCAACAUACUAGCCACACUUCUGAAUCUACAAGAGGCCGUAGAGAAGCAUUUUAAGCUCCCACAUGUAUCCAGCAAGCCUGCCAGAGCUGCACAAGGUUUGGUAGAUUCCUCCUAUAAGACACUACGAUUUGCCCUGCGAUCUACUCUAAAGACUGCAAUCUAUAGGAUAACCACAACGUUUGGAGAGCACUUACACGCCAUUCCAGCAUCUGCAGAACAACGGAAGAAGCUGCAGCAGUUUCUCGACUUUAAAGAAUGAAGCUCUGAUUGGAAGUCUUCUCAAAGCAGUGUAAUGUGUGGACUACCCCACUCCCUUCAGAGAGUCCUUGGACAGAAUUUGUCACAAAUUAAAUCCCAAACCCAAGAAGCCUCACAUGGAAGCUGCUUUUGUUUUCUAGGCCGCCUUCUAGUUCUGAUUGAGCAAAUGGCCCCAACUUGCUACUAUGAAGCCCAGUAUCUGGAGAAUUGCCACUUUCUUGGGAGAUUAUCUCCUGUCUAAGACAGGUUCCUUUUUAAUAUUUACUUGGAAAUAAUGGAAAAGAUGUGGAUUUUGUUACUGCGUCUAUUUAUUGUCUUACUGUAAUUCAACAAUGUUUGUUUUCAUUUUUGUUCCUUUCUCUAUUCUGUAUUUUUUCUGUUUGUAAAUACCAUGAAACCUAUUUUUUAAAGUGCAAUCAACUCUACAAUAUUAAAGGUGAAUAAAGGUUCAGAUGGCUUCAUUUA